Racocetra fulgida is the source of this 164-nucleotide messenger RNA. The record is from the annotation of a GenBank genome assembly. Lineage: Eukaryota; Fungi; Glomeromycota; Glomeromycetes; Diversisporales; Gigasporaceae.
AUUUUAUUUAUUAUCAAGAAAAUAGCAUAAGGUUGGGACAAAUUCGAGCUAUAGUUUUAGCAAAUGAAAUUCUAAAACUAAAGAUUCAAAAAAUUAUUAAAUUUGACGAACUUCCAAAAAAUAUUCAAAGCAACAAUCAUCAAGUUAGUUCUCAAUUAGGAGAG